Heterocephalus glaber (naked mole-rat) is the source of this 6395-nucleotide messenger RNA. RefSeq names its product transmembrane protein 72 (gene Tmem72). The record is from RefSeq and is a predicted model, not a curated record. Lineage: Eukaryota; Metazoa; Chordata; Mammalia; Rodentia; Bathyergidae.
CCAGCAGCUCUGGGCCAGGCUGGAGUAUUCUUCUGAGGUAAUGAUUAAGCUGUGUGCCUGACCAGCCAGGCUCACACCUCCUGGGAUGUGGUGGCCAGGACUGGCUGGGAAGGCAGGGCUGCACUCUGGGACCCGCCGGCAGCCACAGCUCCUAUCUGCCUGCACACAUAGCCAUCCCAAGCAUCUCUAGGUUGGAGCCCUUGCUGCCUGCCCACUGGACUUGCUGCACCCCCACCAUGAAGCUCUGGGUGUUCUGGACCAGGCUGGAGUACACCUGCCAGAUCCUGGGCAUCACCACCGCCUCAGUGUUGAUCGGUGUGGGCACCGAGACCCUCCUCCGGGGGCAGUUCAAAAGCCUGGCCUUCUAUCUGCUGUUCACAGGCACUGCCAUUGCUGUGUGCGAAGGGGCCUACUUCUUGGUGCAGCUGCUGGCUGUCUGCUUUAAGUGCCAGCCUGGGUCCCUGGCCCACAUGGCCAGGGAGAAGGCCCACUGGCUGGGCUGCUUCCAGAAGUUCCUGGCCUACAUGCUGCUGUCAGUGGCCUGCUUCCUCCACCCUGCGCUGGUGUGGCAUGUGACCAUCCCAGGCUCCAUGCUCAUUGUCACGGGCCUUGCCUACUUCCUGCUGAGCAAGCUCAAGAAGACCAAGGCCAGGGCAUUGGGGCCGGCCUCCCCUGAGCAGUACACAGAUCCCUCGGGCAGCGCUGUGAGCACCACAGGCUCUGGGGACAUGGAGCAGACCUACACCUUCCACGGGGCCCUCAAGGGGACCUCUGGCUCCCUCUUCACCAGCAUGAAGAGCCUCCUGUGGGGGACCCAGGGGACCAGCAGCCUGCCGCACCCUGACACCAUGACCGAGCUGCCUCUGCAGCCUGCAGAUGGCCUGGCCAAGAAGAAGCAGGUGCACUUCCAGGACGACACAGUCAGGAUCAUCCCAUCCCUUGCUGAGGCGUUGGGCGACGGGGACAGCGAGCCAGAGGAGACCACCUCUGACACGGCACCCAUCAUCCCAGUCCCUCAGGCCCCUCACCUGCUGUCCUCACUCGAGGUUCCCGACCUGUACUGAGCAGCUCAGCGAGGGAAACACACAGUCCAUAUCCAGCGCUUCCUGUCAUGCAUGGAGCAUGGGGUCUUCAUGGUUAGGUCCUCCAGGGUAACCAGACACCCCAUGGUGUCUGCUCUCAGGGCCAUCAGGCCCAUCGAGGGUGUGACGGCCAGGAAGACACCAGCAAGCACAGGGUUCCCCUUCUCUGCCAUGGGUGGGAAAAUCCUUGCUGUGUCCACACUGGUUGCAGGGUCACUGUCUCUGCUCCCACAAGACAGGGGAUGUUGCCCUGGCAAACAUCACCUGACUACCCCUGCUCCCAACCCAGAGCCUUUGCUGUGACCCCAGCUCUGAGAGCCCAGGGACACAGUAGCAGCCAAAGUAGAUGAGGGGUCAAAGGCAGGUAUGGAAGGCAGCCAUGGGUCCCAACCAAGAUGGCUGCAGUGGGGACAGAAGCUGCAGGCUCCAGAGCCAGAGGAGCUGCCAGGAGGCGCAUUCUGAAUCCCAGAACUAUCAGGGGCCAAUGCCACUCUGGGUGCUGCUCACUCCAGAAGCACGGUUGAGGGCUUCCCAGCCCCAGCCCCCCAAGAGCUCAUGCAGGCGAGAGUCCAGCAUGGCCUGCAGGGCUGCCGUGUGACUGCAGUACCUGGGGCAGAGCCCAGGCAGCCGCAGCAGAAGUGGCCUUGCCAUGUGGGUGCCUGGUGCUGGACGAGUGGUACACACAGGGCUGUUCUCAGUGGGAGGGAAGAAGGCAGAGGGAAGAGGACAGGAGGGUGGUAGGCAGGCCAGGUCUGUGCUAUGGGCUGUGGAAGGGAAGUGAACCCGAAGGAAGAAUGGAGUUGGAACCCAGAUAUUUCUUAGUAAAGGACUUGUAGGGUGGUGUCCACUUCUGAGUGAUGCAUUUGUCCUUGAGGCCCCUGAAUGAAGAGCACACUGUUCCUCGUAGGCAGCCUGAAGCAGCAGUGGGAAGGGCUUAGUGAGUCUCAGAUCAUGGGCCUCGAGGUCUACAGGGGCACCUGUCUCUGCCAUAGGCUUCUCAGUACCCCUGUGUGUUGCCUUUCUUGCAAAGGUGUAGAAAUGAGGCCCCAUGGAAGCUGGCAGUGUCAGUCACUCAGGUCCCCCUGCAAUCACCCACCUUCCUCUCACAUCCAAGGGCCAGUGGCUGAUGGAUGCAUCCCCAGCAGCCCUCAGUAGGAGGACAGCAGGAUCUGAUGGUGAGCAGCGCAGUCGGGAGAGCAGACAGUAUGGGAAGUGGGCCAGGCAGGCAGGGUCUUGCCCAUCAUCCGUGGAUCCCAUCUGAAUGCCAUCAGCACAGAUCACUGUGACAGGGGAGUGGUGGGCCUUGAGUUCACAGCAGCCUCAUCCCCAGGUUACCAAGAGCAAACCUGAAGGUGUGAGCUCAGAACUGUGUCAUGAACACUCCUGCAAGCCCAAUACCAGACCCUGGUUAGAGUGUGUCAGAGGGAGGCGCGCAUUGGCAGCUCCAGGUGACAUCUAGGUUUCAUGGGGACCGUCACCAGUUAACAGAGAGUCUGCUCUGGAUCCAGUAUUAGAGAGCUAAGUUGAUCACAGCUGUUAGCAAAGCGAAGCUCUCAAACAGUCUUACUGAUCUCAAGAAAGAAAAAAAGUCACCAGGGAUUUAGCUCAGUGGUUCUGGCACCUGCCUCACAAGUGCAAGUUCAAUCCCAAGUUCGAUCCACAGUACCAAAAAAAAAAAAAAGAAAAAAAGUCAUGAACAGACCAAGACCCUCACUGGGUGGCUGGGCCAGGUGAACAAUGUCCCCUCCUUGUGAGCAAGUAAGUACACCCAGCUCCACUCGGCCCUCGCCUGAGCACUCACACCCACGACCCCAUCCCCUGUUCUCUGCACAGCAGCUAUGGAAACGACCUCAGCCCUGAGGAGAACCAGUGGCCCUACAAUGACUGCAGUGCUCUUUCGGCACAAACCAGAGCUGAGGCUUGGUGGAGGGGACAGAGUGGUUGGCAGGACAAAGCGCACCAGGCUGGGGCCACCCAUCUGCCACUAACACAUGUUCCUCGUCUUGUUCAGUUGUUGCUGCUGCUCACGCAUCACAGAAGAACCUGGACCCGGGGUGUUGGGGUCAGGGCCAAGGGCUUUCAGACCACAGAUUUGGGUCACAGUGAGGGCACAGCAUCCAAGACAUCACCCUGGGGAGGGUCCUGCUACCAGCACAGUGAGACAGAACCUACAGGGAGCCCAAAUCCUGGGGAGCCGGGCCCUGGGGUCCUCUCUCUCUCGUCAGCCUGACCUUGUUCUUGUGUUUAUUGUUUGGUUGGUUGGUUUUGAUUUUCUUGUGUCUUUAUUGAAAUAUAAUUCAAAUAUAUCAUAAAAUUCACCAGUUUAAAGGACAUAGUUAAAUGAUUUUUAAUAUAUUUUUAAUCUAAGUUCACCACAGUCAUCACCAUCAAAAUUCCUAUUUUCAUCUCCAGAAAAAGAAACCCCUGUACCUCCCUGUCAGUCUCCUGCAGGCACCAAAAUCUACUUUUUAUAAAUUUGCCUUUUCUGGCCAUUUCCUACAAAUGGAACCAUGCAGUAACAUGUAAUAUGAUCCUUUAAUAACGUCUCUCUAUUGUUGUUCUCUGUUAGUAAGUUGUCCUCAUGCUUUAAUUCCUUAAGCGUGCUUUCCUUUAGUUCUUUGGACACACAGUACUCACUUGGAGUUGUUGACCUACACCUGGGCCCCCUCAAAAGCUGGGUUUCUUGGGUGUUUUCCCCACGUAUCACAAUUUGUUUCUUUUGAUAUCUCAAAAAUUUGUUACCAAUGGACCUGGAUAUUUUGGAUAACUAUGUGGUAACUCUGGAUACUGGUUCUUCCUCAUCUCCACCUGGAUUCUUGUCUGUUUGCUUACUCAUUUGUGUGUUUACUGAUAUGGCUGGAUGAAUUCUGUGAAAUCAACUGAUUUUUCCAGAAUAUUCAGUCUUUUUCCUUGGUUUUUAUCUUUUAGCAUAGUUAUCUAGGAAUUUCCCCCUGGGUCUGCAUACGCCAUUUAUUGGUCAGAAGUUGUGAUUACCCUUGGGACCGAUUAGAUACUUACCCUUUACCCUUGUAGUGCAUGGAGCGGGGACUUGGGCUUUUCCAUCACAGAUUGAGGUGUCCACACUUGUCCCUACAUUCAGCUAGGGACUCAUAGUUUGGAUGUCCUUUCUCUGAUCACAACUGGGAGGCAUAACAUGUAAUGCUGUUUGCCUCAGUGCCAGGAGUGUGUGAGAUUUUAUUUUUAAGUUUCUAGGAGUUGCUCUGGCCCAGAGUUUGGUCAGAGGUUGUGUCUAAGACCCCUGGGUCAGAGAGCCCAGACUUUGUGUGUGUGGCUCUGUGUGCAGAUGGAACUUACUCUAAUCACUUUCUCAUCACUGGGACUCAAAUACCCGACAUCCACGACUUAAAGGAGGAGAGGUUUAUUUUGGCUCGCAUUUUCAGUCCUUGUUGGGUGGCUCUGGGGCAGGACACAGGGAGGGCAAUAAAACCUUCCAGUGACCCGCCUCUUCCAGCCAGACCCCACCUCCUAAUAGCAAGUCAGCUACAAGCCCAGUUACCUUCCAAGGUACAACUAUGAACAUGGGAGGCCUCAGGACAUCUCAGUGUCAACCAGAACAACAAACCUUCUUGCAAGGCAGAGGCGUCCUCCAGGGAAGCAGGUGCACCCUCUCCCAUCCUGAGACCCUUGCCCAGGAGAGGGAAGCCAGGACCCAUUCUACAGCCUUUUCUAAGUUUACUUGCAAUUACCAUUAAGGUCCACUAGGUAGCACUCUAAUGCUACCUUUUUCCCUAGUGCUGCCUAUUGUCUAACAAAACAAAGAAUGUAAUUUUAGCAAUUAAAUCUAGUGUGUCUAGGCAGGUGGUUUGUGACUGUAACCUUGGCUUAUGUAUUUGUCUGGGAAAAUAUUCCUGUUGAGUUUUAUUUGCUGUACUGACAGUUGUAAUCCAGCCUGCUGCUGUGGUCUUUAUCUUUCUUUCUUUCUACCUUUCUUUCUUUCUUUCCUUCUUUCUUUCUUUGGACUGGGUCCUGCUCUGUAGUUCAGCUGGUCUUGAAUUCGCUAUGUAGCCCCAACUUGUGGCAAUCCUCUUGCUUCAGCCACUCAAGUGUUUGAAUACAGAUGUGCACUAUCAUGCCUAGCUCUAUUGUCUUUCUUGUGAUUGUCCCUGGUGCUAUUCCUUUCUUAGAGGUCUUGAGUGGCUGCUAUAGAAAAAAUUUUUCUUUUUGGUGUUUGGUUUCUGUAACUCAUACAAGGCCGUGGAGCAUGGGGAGCUUGCAAGCUUUGCAAGCCUAGAUCUUUUUGACACUCAACUUCUCUAUCCAGUAAAAGUUUUGACCUCAUUAUGAGGGCCAAAGAGAGCAUCCUAAAAGGACUUGCUGCUAAUAUGCCUUAUAACUGGGGCAAAUGUAAGGAGGAUAGAUGAAAGAAAAAGAAGCUGUCUUUUAUAACACAGUUUGGUCUUAGUACAAGUCAGGAGAUCAAGAACACUGGCCCAAGAAUGAGUCCUUGCAUUAUAAUAAUAUUCUCCAGCCCCAUGUGCUCUGCAAAAGAAAAGAGAAAUGGCAAGAAAUCCUCUACAUCUGGGUUUAUGAAGCAUUACCAAGACCCAAGACUUGGGAUCUGUAUUAGCUUUCUUUUCACUGGGAGAACACAACACCUAUGGCAUAGAGGAAAAGUUUAAUUUGUCCAUGGUUUCAGUCCAUAUUUGGCUGGUUCCAGGGCAGGGAUAUCAUGGAAGCACAGAGCAAAGCUGCUUAGCUCAUGGUGGUCAAGAAGCAGAGCAAGGAACAGUGCCAGGAAGGAAUGGGCUGGGAAACAUACAUACCCUAGGUCACAUCUCCAGACCCACCCAGAUGCAUCCAAAAGCUUGCUUUCCAAAACUGCUAGGUGUUGACAAAACAAGGCUACCAUUCACAAGAACUCUUGUCAGAUUUGUGUGAAUGUGGUUUCUAAGUGUCUGAGGCCCAUAGAACCUGAUGCAGACAUACUAACAGAUCCCUGCUGCCUACUGACACCACACUGUUGGACCCACACACACCCCCUCCACACAGUACAGGGCCCUUCAGCACCUGAGCAAGCUGAGGGGUCCUGGGCACCUCUCCCCACCUCCUCCUCCUCAUCAUCCAAGGCUGACACCUCUUCACCACACCAACACCUGCUCCAUCAGUGCCAUCUCUCACUAAAGGGAUCAGGAAACAAACUAGAGCCCCACUUUAUUCAGGGGGAUUUGUCCCAAUUGUGAGAAGUAUGAGGUGGGGAAAGGAGAGAUAUCACUACAUGUUCCCUUCUCAGUUAAAGACAUGACUCAGUGUAAGGAAAGAUUUGAUGAUUUUUAUUAAAUUGAGUGUUGCUUU